AUGCCGACCGUUCAGAAUCCAGAUUUAUGGCCAGAAGUACAAACACAGACAGAGCUUAAGGUGGAACCAAGGAUUGAUGUAAAACCAGAACCAGAAGUUAAGGUAGAACUCAAACCAGAAAACAAGAUAGAACCAGAAGUUAAGGUGGAACCAGAACCAGAGGUUAAGGUGGAAUCAGUACCAGAAGUUAAGGUGGAACCGAAACCAGAAAACAAGAUAGAACCAAAGUAUAAGGUGGAACCAGAACCAGAAGUUAAGGUCGAACCAGAGGUUAAGGUGGAACCUGAACCAGAGGUUAAGGUGGAAUCAGAACCAGAAGUUAAGGUGGCAACAGAAACAGAGGCUAAGGUGGAAAUAGAACCAAAAGUUAAGGUGGAACCAAAGCCAGAAAACAAGAUCGAACCAGAGGUCAAGGGGGAACCAAAAGUUAAGGCGGAACCAGAAACAGAAGUUAAGGUAGAACCAGAGGUUAAGGUGGAACCAGAACCAGAGGCUAAGGUGGAACCAGAGGUCAACAUGGAGGCACACCAGGAUAUAGAGAUCAGCCCAGAAUUUCCAUCGGAGGAAAAGAAUCUUGUGACAGGGGGGGAAUCCACUGCGGAAGAAGAGCCAAUCAUGGAGCUAGAGCCCCUGGAGGAAUUGAGUGACGAUGAACUCUUCGCGCAGGAAGAGGCUUUAAAGACCGAAUUUCUAGGUCAGUCACAGGAGGAGACACUGAUGAACCUGGAACCAAGGUCUAGCGAGAAGGAGCCCAUGGACGGGACCGAGUCCAUCAUGGCUGAAGAUGUGAUCAUGGAACUGGAGCCUGAGGUGAAGGAGAUGACCUUUGCAGAUGACCCCACUGCGUCAGAUAUUCGUGUGAUGGAGGAUAGGCCGGAGCUGGAUGCCAUGGUAGAACAGAACAUAAUUGCGGAGGAGAACUACUUCCCAGGAGGAGAACCCUUCAUGGUGUCCGAAUUAGAGCAGGACUCUUACACAAUGGGGAAAAUGGACUCUAUCAAUGACAUUGCAGGAAUGGAAGGGGAGCCUUUCCUAGGUGGAGGUGCACAGCUCAUUGAGGAACCAAUCAGAAAGACGGGGACUGUGGUAGAAGAGCAGGAAAGACACAUGGCAGCUGAGAAGGAACUCAGUCCAAAGAAAGAAAACAAAGCCACAAGGUGGAACUAUUGCCCGGGUGUGAUCCUGGAGGGGAAGUGUUACCAGUUCUUCAGAGGACCAAAGAAGGCUCAAGACGCUGAGUUUUUCUGCCAGGGCAAUUUCCCAAAUGGUCACUUGGCCUCCAUCACUAGUCGGAACAUCCACAGACAGGUGAUGAACAUGAUGCUGCAGCAGAACGGAGCAUACACACGCACAUGGGUUGGAGGACUACGCUACCUACAGACCAGUCGCUUCAUCUGGCUGGACGGAGCUCACUGGAGUUAUGCCGACUGGCUGGCAGGCGAACCCAACAACACGGCCGGUGUGGAGGACUGUGUGGAGCUGCUGGCCGUCGGAAACGGAAAAUUCAACGACAUGCCAUGCUGGGACCUGCGAGCGUUCAUAUGUUCCUACUCUGGCUAGAAAGCAGAGUCGGUCAACAGAGACCUCAUUCUAAUUCAACAGCAAAUCUGUAUGGUGUUUUCUUCACUCUUUUCAUUUUAAGUUUGAUUUGUUUUCUUCUGAGGUUCAUUUAACUGCACAACGAUUUAGAAAUUCAGGUUUACUAAAAACUGGUGGACUUCACACUGUGGACUGAAUAUUAAUGAGGACUACGGUCUAGCUGUCCUACUUAUACCCACAUAAUGUCUUGCAACACAAGCCUGUUGACUAUCAGAACUGUUGUCCUUAGUGUCAAAUAGAAUAUGAGGGGUUUUUUUGGGUUUUCUUUUUCCUUUUUCACACAUACUUGUUCAGAGAUGUGGCUUUGGAUACAAUAAAACAACCGUUUUAUAUUUUGU
Molecule: messenger RNA, 1937 nt
Organism: Lampris incognitus (smalleye Pacific opah)
Lineage: Eukaryota; Metazoa; Chordata; Actinopteri; Lampriformes; Lampridae
Product: proteoglycan 4
Exons: 5
Coding region: 1-1560 (519 amino acids)
Source: RefSeq, a predicted model, not a curated record